Penaeus monodon (black tiger shrimp) is the source of this 686-nucleotide messenger RNA. RefSeq lists its product as uncharacterized. The transcript is spliced from 3 exons. Gene Ontology annotation, molecular function: peptidase inhibitor activity. NCBI's taxonomy places the organism in Eukaryota, Metazoa, Arthropoda, Malacostraca, Decapoda, Penaeidae. The coding region runs from base 78 to 572 and encodes 164 amino acids. Gene Ontology annotation, cellular component: extracellular region. The record is from RefSeq and is a predicted model, not a curated record.
AGGCGGCCGCCAGUUCCUGUAUAUAAGCGACGUUGCACUUCCACUCUUCACAUUGCACAGCUAAGCUUUAACCAACAAUGAAUAGCAUCAAAGCCGUGAUUGUGUGUUGCCUCGUGGUGGCCGUCUCCGCCGGUGUAGACCGAAGGAGAGGUGGACAAGGAUCCAACAGAUUCCUUCCUGGAGCCUUCGCUGGCGUCCACGGAAGCGGUCUCUUCGGCAGCGGUUUUAAUGGUGGCGGAAUCCAUGGUGGAAUUCAUGGUGGCGGUAUCAUUGGUGGAAUACACGGUGGCAGUGGAAUCUCCAAUGGCCCAAGUGAAUGCCGAUAUUGGUGCAAGACUCCGGAGGGUCAAGCCUACUGCUGCGAGACGGUGCAUGAACCAGAGACACCUGUUGGCACCAAGCCACUGGAUUGCCCACAAGUCCGUCCCACAUGCCCACGUUUCCAUGGGCCCCCCAAUACCUGUUCCAACGACUUCAAGUGUGCUGGCCUCGAUAAGUGUUGCUUCGACAGGUGUUUGGGAGAACACGUAUGCAAACCUCCCUCAUUUUUCAAUAACCAUCUCCCAUUUUAAAGCUAGGUAUCCAAGAUAAAUAGUGAAAGAUCGUUCUUCGAUUAUGAACGGAGGAUGUGAAAUCUGUGAUCCGAACAUUUUUAUUUUCAUAUAAUAAAGGCAUGAAUACCUAAA